Molecule: messenger RNA, 1272 nt
Organism: Penicillium cinerascens
Lineage: Eukaryota; Fungi; Ascomycota; Eurotiomycetes; Eurotiales; Aspergillaceae
Product: putative ubiquitin conjugating enzyme E2
Exons: 3
Coding region: 1-1272 (423 amino acids)
Source: RefSeq, a predicted model, not a curated record
AUGCCUUCCAAUCUGCGCCGACUCGCGGCAGACCAUGCUGCCCUGCAUGGCGACAACCUCCCGCCGUAUUACCUGUUGCCGCCGGACGAUGGCCGUUUUGCUGCGGCCGACGACCUAUCGCAGUUGACGGUCCUUCUGACUGGCCCGACCGGUACACCGUACUCACAGGGCCUAUGGCGACUUCAUCUCAAGAUGCCGGAGGACUAUCCGAACAGCCCGCCCAAGGCGAUGUUCCGAACACGCAUAUGGCAUCCUAAUGUGGAGGAGAUGACGGGUGCGGUGUGUGUGGAUACACUCAAGAGAGACUGGCAGUCAAAGUUGACCCUUCGCGAUGUGCUUAUUACCAUCUCCUGCCUUCUGAUCAACCCCAACCCUGACUCGGCCCUCAACGCAUCAGCAGGCACCCUGCUCCGAGAAGAAUUCGAUGCUUUCUCCCACCAAGCGAAACUGAUGACCUCCAUUCAUGCCCCAAUCCCACCGGACCUCAAGGACUCCGUCACGGAAGCCAAGAACAGGGGCGAAGACGCCAGUUCAAUACGCCCCGAGGAAGAUACAUCCACCCAACGUCCACGAAAACAACAACGCCUACACCCAGGCACAAUUAAGAAAUCAAUCCACAAACCCAACCCAUCCGACGACAUAAGCGACAGCGAAAACGAAGACCCAGCCAGCGCGAGCAAAGAAAACAAUCCUUCCCUCUCCUCCUCCCCCGUCCGCCUCACACCCCCAAGCCCGCGCAAGAGCACACUCGGAAAACGCCCCCUCUCCGUCCUUACAAUGCCCUACCCCGAAGAUCCAGACGCGGACAUGAUGCUGGUCGACUCCGACUCCGACUCCGAGCACGAGCGGGGCCUGACAAAGAGUUCCUCAGAACAAAACAUCAGCGCAAACACCCGUACCCGCGCCUCCGUCUCGCCUCAGCGCAAAUCCCCGAAACUCACACUCAACAAUGGUGGCAACGCUUCCUUCCGACUGCGCGACGAUCUGCAAAUCUACGAGGAUGUGCCGGACCGCACACUGGCGGAAUUUUCGCGCCGCUUCAGUGGUGACGGGAAGGAGAACUGCACUGAGGCGAGUGGCGGCUUGAAGGACAAGACAGAAUCGCAGGACAAAGCGACUGGUACCAAUCCUCUGGCUGGUCAGAUCCAGGGUCUUUCAAUGAAGUCACCGGUGAACUCGAAUCUCUCCCGCGUCUUGAAGAAGGUUGUCGGAGGUCCACGCAAGGCCACUGCGCCAAAGGCCAAGCCUCGUAUUGGAGUUCGGCGUCUGUGA